This is a messenger RNA of Cajanus cajan (pigeon pea), 1195 nucleotides long. Its product is annotated as caffeoyl-CoA O-methyltransferase. NCBI's taxonomy places the organism in Eukaryota, Viridiplantae, Streptophyta, Magnoliopsida, Fabales, Fabaceae. Gene Ontology annotation, molecular function: S-adenosylmethionine-dependent methyltransferase activity; O-methyltransferase activity. The record is from RefSeq and is a predicted model, not a curated record.
AUAUGACAACGUUUUGAAGCUACUCUUCACAUUAGGGAAAAGGAAAAAAUCUUUGAAUUCCCGAUCGAAGAGACUUGAGCUAGCAAGUGAUUCAAUCAUUAUUCAGACAGAUAUGGCUAAGCAAGAGGAUCAGAAAAACCAUCUCUUCGGCAUCAAUGAUCUCUCUCAUAAGACCCUUCUUCAGAGCGAUGCACUCCAUCAAGUCCGAUCCAUUCAACAAACUAUUGCAUAUCUCUCUCACACAACAUAAACAAUAUUUUCCUUUCCAUGUCUCACGUUCGCUAAUACUUGUUCUAAUAUUGCAGUAUAUACUUGAAACGAGUGUGUAUCCAAGAGAGCACGAGUGCUUGAAGGAGCUCCGCGAGAUGACAGAAAAACACCCUCGGAACCGCAUGGCUACACCACCCGACGAAGGACAACUUCUGAGUAUGCUUCUUAAGCUCACGAAUGCCAAGAACACAUUGGAAAUUGGUGUAUACACUGGUUACUCUCUGCUCUCCACUGCCCUGGCUCUUCCCCAUGAUGGAAAGAUCUUGGCUUUGGAUGUGAACCGCGAAUAUUAUGAGCUAGGAUUGCCCAUGAUUCAAAAAGCUGGAGUGGCUCACAAGAUCGACUUCAGAGAAGGACCUGCUCUUCCUCUUCUUGAUGAGUUGCUUAAAGAUGAAAAUAACAAGGGAGCGUUUGAUUUUGUUUUCGUGGAUGCUGAUAAGGACAACUACUUGAACUAUCACAAGAGGGUAAUUGAGCUUGUGAAGAUUGGAGGUGUGAUCGGAUACGAUAACACUCUAUGGGGUGGAUCUGUGGCGGCGCCACCUGAUGCGCCGAUGAUGGAUUACAUUAAGCCUUUACGAGGUCACGUAAUAGAGCUCAACAAGUAUCUGGCUCAAGAUUCCAGGAUUGAGAUUUGCCAGUUACCGGUGGGUGAUGGGAUUACCCUAUGCCGCCGCAUCAUCUGAUUAUUUCCGCAUCGUCUUUGAUUCUUCAUGAAGGGUUACCUACAUAAUCAGGUUGCGUGAUGGGAGAAAUAUAUACUAUAUAGAUCAAAUUCUCAAGAUGUUCUACCAUGUUUUUUAUUAUUAUUUAUUUAAAUUCUACCAUGUUUUUUAUUUAUUUAUUUAAAUUCUACCAUGUUUUGAUCUUUUUGUUUUUCUUGUCACGUUGGAGAAUUUUCCUGAAAGGAUGGAUAUAUCUUAUC